This is a messenger RNA of Phycomyces blakesleeanus NRRL 1555(-), 699 nucleotides long. RefSeq lists its product as hypothetical. Bases 1 to 699 code for a protein of 232 amino acids. The transcript is spliced from 4 exons. The record is from RefSeq and is a predicted model, not a curated record. NCBI's taxonomy places the organism in Eukaryota, Fungi, Mucoromycota, Mucoromycetes, Mucorales, Phycomycetaceae.
AUGAAAAGAGGUUCAACUUCAACUAAUCUACCGCGACCUCUAAAAAGAUAUAAAGCUGAACGAUGUAUAGUAUCAGACGCAGAAACAUCUACUGUUGAGGAUAGUCAUCCGAACGUAACAAAUCAAGAAGAGGGCCCUCACUCUUCCAGUACACCAAUUUAUCCGAAAAAAAUCAAAGCAGGUGAGCAUGGUCCUGAGGAGAGAGUUGAGCAAUUUACAAUCAAAACAUCUUUGCACAAUACAUACCGAAACAACACAAUGGCUCAAGAAUUUUUAAAAGCUGCCAAAUAUACCACCAAGGUUUUGUUUGUUGGCUCCAUGUUUGCAAACUUUGUCUUUAUCAAACUACUCAAUUCCAAUCAAGAAAUUCCGGCUAUUGGACAAAGCUUGUUUAUCAAUAUGUUUACUAUCAUAUCUGGAAAUGGCAAAAAUACUUCGCCGAGUUUUCAAAAGACCGUCCAGAUCGAUCCUCAAGCACCUUUUAGAGUAUUGAGCCAGUGCGAUAAACCCAAUUAUCGCAAGGGAUUGAAAACAGAAUCUGAUUUAAUUGACUUUUUUCAAAAAUUGUAUUCCGUACUCGAGAAAGUCUUACGAACGAAAAGAAAAAAUUCAAGCAAGUACAAAAUUAUUAUUAUGUUGCUUGGUAGAAAUGAGAUCCAUAUUAAGACUGAUGUUUUAAACGUUUAUCAAUACAAGUAA